This is a messenger RNA of Penicillium macrosclerotiorum, 315 nucleotides long. RefSeq lists its product as uncharacterized. NCBI's taxonomy places the organism in Eukaryota, Fungi, Ascomycota, Eurotiomycetes, Eurotiales, Aspergillaceae. The coding region runs from base 1 to 315 and encodes 104 amino acids. The transcript has a single exon. The record is from RefSeq and is a predicted model, not a curated record.
AUGCCCGAAAACUAUGCCGAAAGUCUUAACCCUGGUACAGUAUACCCAGGAGGACUUGGAUUGGAUGAGCUUGAAUAUCCCGGGAUUGGAGGCGGCACGAAUCAUCGCUCGGUGCCAGUCUCCCUGGUCAUCAAAGACCAAGUUUGUGAGAAAGCAGAAUGGAAAAUUGCGAUUGGUCCAUCAUUACUGUCAGCUCAACUUUUCCACAUACAAGCUGAACUACCCGAUAAAGCGGAUUUAAUCGAUUAUGAAUUCCUUGCUCAAGGAGGAGGUGAAGCAGAAGCCUGGUUCCAAGGCGAAUCUCAGGGGAAUUAG